AUGACGGUUCCCAACGCUAUAACGCUGGCUCGGAUCGCGGCUGUGCCGCUGCUCGGCUGGCUGAUGGUGACCGGCCAGUGGAUGCCUGCAUUCUGGCUGUUCGCCGCCGCCGGCCUUUCCGAUGCGGUCGACGGCAUCAUCGCGCGCUGGUUCAACCAGGGCUCGGUGCUCGGCGCCUGGCUCGAUCCGGUCGCCGACAAGGCAUUGCUGGUCACCGCCUUCGUGCUUCUCGCCGCAGCCGGACUGGUCCCGUUCUGGCUCGUCGCUCUGGCCGUUUUGCGCGAUGUUCUGAUCCUUGCCGGCGUCGGGAUCGCGCAAUGGCGCGGCAAGCCGCUGACCAUCCGCCCGAUGUUUGUCUCCAAGGCGACCACGGCCGCACAGAUCGCGCUGAUCACGCUCGUGCUGGGCGCCAAUGCCUUUUCCAUUGCGGCGAGCCCGGCAAUCGCGGCGGUCGUCUGGGCCACCGCUGCCUUGACCUUGGCCUCAUUUGCCACCUAUGGCGUGGUGUUCGCGUUUUUCUGGGUCGGUGCGCUCGUCGUGAUGAUCGCGUUCCUGUACGUGUUCCGCUCCAUCCUUUUGCCGUUCCUGGCCGGCCUUGCGCUGGCCUACUUCCUCGAUCCGGUCGCUGACUUCUUCGAGCGCCGCGGCUUGUCGCGGCUGGCCGCGACAUCGCUGAUCCUGGCGCUGUUCGUGCUGGUGUUCGCGCUGGCCUUGCUGGUGAUCGUUCCGGUUCUGGCCAGCCAGCUGGUCGAGUUCAUCGACCGCCUGCCGUCCUACCUCGCCCGCAUCCGCGAACUUGCCGCCGCGUUGCCGAUCGACGCGGGUUGGCUCAACGGUCUUCUCGAUCUUGAAUCGGGCCAGCUGCCCGCCGGAGUCGACCAGCUUCUGGCGCAGAGCGCCAGCUUCCUGUCCGGCAUCGCGCAGGGCAUCUGGUCGUCCGGCAUGGCGCUUUUGAACAUUGUCGGCCUGUUCGUGGUGACCCCUGUUGUCGCCUUCUACAUGCUGCUCGACUGGGACCGGAUGAUCGCGCGCAUCGAUGCCUGCAUCCCGCGCGACCAUCUGGAGACGGUGCGCGCGAUCAGCCGCGAUGUCGAUGGGGCGAUUGCCGGUUUCAUUCGCGGGCAGGGAACCGUCUGCCUGAUCCUCGGCCUGUUCUAUGCGAUCGCCCUGACCAUCGCCGGCCUCAAUUUUGGCCUGCUGAUCGGCCUUUUCGCCGGCCUGAUCAGUUUCAUUCCCUAUGUCGGCUCUCUGGUGGGGCUUGUGCUUUCGAUCGGCGUUGCGCUGGUGCAGUUCUGGCCGGACUGGAUCAUGAUCCUGGUCAUCGCGGCCAUCUUCUUUGGCGGGCAGGCCGUCGAAGGCAACAUUCUGCAGCCCAAGCUGGUCGGCGACAGCGUCGGCCUGCACCCGGUCUGGCUGAUGUUCGCCCUUUUCGCCUUCGGCUCGUUUUUGGGCUUUACCGGCAUGCUGAUCGCCGUUCCGGCCGCCGCCGCAGUCGGCGUUCUGGUGCGCUUUGCCGUCGGCCGAUAUCUGGAUUCCGACCUGUAUGCGGGGUCAUCCGAAGAUCAGGGCCGAUAG
Messenger RNA from Effrenium voratum, 1575 nucleotides. The record is from the annotation of a GenBank genome assembly. Lineage: Eukaryota; Dinophyceae; Suessiales; Symbiodiniaceae.